Messenger RNA from Penicillium antarcticum, 1596 nucleotides. RefSeq lists its product as uncharacterized. Gene Ontology annotation, biological process: sexual sporulation resulting in formation of a cellular spore; regulation of conidium formation; conidium formation. Lineage: Eukaryota; Fungi; Ascomycota; Eurotiomycetes; Eurotiales; Aspergillaceae. The record is from RefSeq and is a predicted model, not a curated record. Bases 1 to 1596 code for a protein of 531 amino acids. The transcript has a single exon.
AUGGCGGAUCCAGAGAAGAAUGGAGUGUCAAUGCCAACACACCCGGUGAGGGUAGUCCACAACAAUUCCAAUUCCGUAGGAACCAUUUUCUCGGACCACGGAAAGUUUGUGGACGACUAUUCUGCUAAGGAGCUCCGGAGUCGCCAUACUUCCGCCGCCCUAAGUGAUCUGGAGGGCCAGAAGCCUGCCGAACCUCGGCGGAAGCGGUUUGCGCACUUCAGAUAUAACGUGUUCACUGUCUAUCGACGGCUCUUCACGUUUGUUAUGAUCGUGAAUCUGGCAUGCUUCAUCUAUGUGAUGGUCUCCAAACGACAGCUCGUGGCACUUGUGGAUGCGACAGCCGUGAACUUGGUGGCAUGCGGUCUUGCUCGACACCCAAUGGUGAUCAACGGCAUCUAUAGGGUCGUCUGUUCACUCCCCAGGUCUGCGCCACUUUGCCUGCGCCGCAUGGCAGCCAAAGCAGCCCACUACGGUGGUGUUCACAGUGGCUGCGGUGUUGCAUCACUAAUCUGGUAUAUCGGAUUUGUCUCUAUGGUCUCUAAAGUAUACUGGACAUCAUCCCCUAUCAGCACAUUGUCGAAUGUGAAAUUCACGGCUGCACCGAUUGCCAUUGCCUACAUCAUUCUUUUCCUGUUGUUCGUGAUGGUAGUUGUGGCAUAUCCGUCAUUCCGCAGAAAGAUGCACGAUUACUUUGAACUCACCCAUCGUUUCACAUCAUGGACUAUCCUAGCUCUUUUCGUUGCCUUGCUCAUGCUAUUUGCUCAUGAAGUUAGUACGGCACAAAAGCAGACCAUGGGCUACUUCCUCAUUACUCUUCCCGCAUUCUGGCUCUUGAUUGCGGCCAUUGUGGCUGUAGUCCACCCAUGGCUUCUACUGCGGAAGGUCCCUGUGGAACCUGAGCCUCUCUCGUCACACGCCGUGCGGUUGUCUUUCAACCACACCCCAAUCAGUUUCGCAAAGGGUAUCCAAGUCACGAAGAACCCUCUUCGCGACUGGCACAGCUUCGCCGGCUUCCCAGACCCUCUCCCAGAGCCUGUUGAGGAGCCCACACCGGAGGCAGCCCCAGAGCCCGCUUCCGAGCCAGCUCCAGGUCGGCAAUCUGCCCAAUUCAAGAAGGGCCACAGGAGGAGCUUCUCUAUUGUGGUAUCAAAGGCUGGAGACUGGACAGCCGAUACCAUCGAGAAUCCACCCAAGGAGCUCUGGAAGCGUGGAUCACUGAUGCGUGGCGUUGGCUAUGGUCUCCGUCUUUUCAAUCGCAUUAUCAUUGUGACCACAGGUUCCGGCAUCGGACCCUGCCUAGGCUUCCUCGGUGAUGAAAACCGACCUGCGAUCAAGGUUAUCUGGCAGACACGUACCCCGGAGAAGACAUACGGCCAGGAUGUGAUUGAUCUCGUUCACAAGAUGGGACCUGAUCCAAUCAUCUGGGAUACAUCUGUGAUGGGCCGUAUUGACAUGAUUCCUAUGGUGCGCCAGCAAUACAAGGAGUUCAACGCGGAGGCAGUCUUCGUGAUUAGCAACCCUUCGAUGACUCAAAAAAUCGUUUAUGACUUUGAAUCUCAAGGGAUCCCGGCUUAUGGCCCGAUCUUUGAUUCAUGA